AUGGCGGCAUGUUUUCCCAACGCGUUAAGACCCGCCAAUCACCUCAAAUAUCUGAUGCUGAAAUGCAUGCGAACUCGAUUGGGGCAAAGGCUGGUAACGGGGCUGCGACGAUACUCUCAUGCCAGUGCGAGUUCAAGUCCUACGAAUGAUGAAAAGUCUGAAACUAGAGCGACGGAACCGUCGCAACGAAAAGAAGGAUACACCAAGAGACCACCGGUAUCCACCUUGGAUCAGCGUAAACUAUCGCCCACCGAUUGGCUUGAUCUAUCUGGCCGUAUGCAACUCUCUAUCAGUUUUCGGAAUAAGCUCGAUCGUGACAGUGAAUGGAGGGCGUACUAUCGGAGACUCACGGCAAACAGGCGAUUACCUUUCCCUCCACACUCCUCCGGAUUCCUCUACUAUCAUCAGCCUCCAGGCGCACCUCUUCUUGCCGGAGAACUCCGCUUUCGCCUCACUUCCAAUCAUCUUCCUGAAAGUUUCAAUCAAGGCGAAGAUUGUCUUACCCCAGAAGGAGACGCUUGGAAGAUCCCCCUCUUUGUCCUGCAUCAUACUCCAUUUCAUCGGGAUGUGUAUCAACAGCUUCGGGUAGAUGGGUUCGUCUCCGACGCACUAGAUUCACAGCUCAAGAGCAUCGCUCAGACUUCUGUCUGUCCCCGCAGCACCAGCGUUAUUCUACAUUCGCUUCACCAAGUAUUUCCCGUUGAUUUUUCGGCAACGACUUUCAGGUUCUUCGUGGUGGGGAACUCAACUCUUCAAAACGUUUUCAUUUUUCCCUUCCAUCUUAGGGGGCAAGGGAGGGCAUCUUCCUACACAAGUAAGGGGUUGGUACGCUUCGAGCUGUCAACACUACCAGAGCAUGCAGGUACCAGAACGGUGGUGAUGCGUGUCGUGAAAUUAGUCGGAGAUCCUGGGCCUUACAUGGGGGAAGAUCGACCACAAGAAGGAGCUUUGGUAUUGCGACAUCAUCCUGCCGGCGGGAAACCCAAGUUGUUCUCUCUCAACGUUGAUCGGAAUACACCUGUAUAUGGGUCAAAGGGCUUUUCGCAUCCUGAUGCGCUGCCUUUGCUUGUCGCAAAUACUUUUGGCAACAAGCAGUCUUGCCCGUAG
Molecule: messenger RNA, 1107 nt
Organism: Laccaria bicolor S238N-H82
Lineage: Eukaryota; Fungi; Basidiomycota; Agaricomycetes; Agaricales; Hydnangiaceae
Exons: 3
Coding region: 1-1107 (368 amino acids)
Source: RefSeq, a predicted model, not a curated record